AUGGCUGCUUUUGUGAGGAUUCGUGGGUUGCCUUAUUCGGCCACUGCCGAGGACGUGGUGAAUUUUUUCAAAGACGUCAAAAUCAAGAAUGAAAAGCGUGGAGUCUCAUUUCCACAAGGCCCUAAUGGACGAUCAAAUGGUGAAGCCUUUGUCGAGCUUGAGAAUGACGACGAGCUCGAAGCUGCUCUAUCUUUUCAUAAAAAGCACAUGGGAAAGCGCUAUAUUGAAGUGUUUCGAUCUGAUGAAUCUGAAAAGCAGCGGGCUAUGGGAUGGCAACCCACCGGUAACUCCAACCGAAAGGAAUAUUUUGCACGUCUACGUGGGCUACCUUAUGAUACUGAAAAACAGGACAUUUUUCGGUUCUUUAACGACCUGACAAUAGCUCCUGACGGUAUCGGGCUUUUGGUCGAUCAUCUGGGACGUUGUACGGGGGAGGCCUAUGUCCAAUUCACCUCGGCUGAAAUGCUAGAACGGGCAAAAGAAAAACACUUGGAGAAGAUUGGGCGAAGGUACAUUGAAAUUUUCGAUGCCACCGGAAUUGAAGCCUCAAUGGCAAUCCGCAAGCAACAUGAAUUGAAUAAACGAAGCAGUGGUGGUCCAAUGAUGCGAGGACGUGGCGAGAGGCCAUAUUACGGUCCUCCUGGUCCUCACAGAAUGCUGCCACCAUAUCACGGUGGUUAUGAUGAAGGCGGUUAUGGCUAUGGAGGUGGUAGAAAUGGCCCCCCAUAUCGUCCCGGUCCAUACUCGCGUCCACCAGGUGCCUAUGGUUAUGAGCGUCCACCAAGUCCCCUUCCCCCUAGAGGACCUUAUGGAGGACCCGACAGCAGCAGAUAUGGUGGCCCCCCUCCUAGGCCAUUACAUAACAUCCGGAUGCGUGGACUGCCCUUCCAAACUACCACUGAGGAAAUAGCGGCCUUCUUCACACCGGUUCAGCCGCUUAAUGUGCAAAUUCAUUACAAUGUUCAAGGGCGUCCUAAUGGUGAAGCCGACGCUGAGUUUGCUACUCAUGAUGAAGCAUGUGAAGCGAUGAAGAAAGAUCGUGAGAAGAUUGGCUCACGUUACAUCGAACUCUUUCUUGAAUCCUGUCCCGAUAGGCAUUCUGGUGUCGGAGGUAUGGCAUCACCGAAUUCCUGGAAUUAUGGACCACCCUUCUACUCUGGAGGUAAUGCUCCUGUUCCCCCGCCUUCCCAAGGUCCAGGCUCAAAUCCUCCAACGUCGUCUACAAGAUAUGGUGGUGGGCCGCCGCGUGGUGGUAACUACUAUGGCGAUGCCCAUAACGAUAAUGGUGCUCCUGGCAGUAAUAUUGGUAAUUACUAUGGAAGUGGUGGCGAUUAUGGCUAUCCAUCUCAUGGCAGUUCCAUGGAUGAUCGACGCUACGGAGAUAUGGGAGGCGGUAGACAUGGCGAUAGCAUGAGCGGUAAUGGUGGUGCUUACGGUGUACCGCCGCAGUUAUCAUCUCAAGGUGGAAAUCUCGAUAAUGCUCCAGGCGAUAUGUACGACCGAUAUGAUGGUGGCUCAUCUCGAUCUCGUGAUCAGGAUAAUAGUUACUAUUGGUGA
This is a messenger RNA of Rodentolepis nana, 1557 nucleotides long. The record is from the annotation of a GenBank genome assembly. NCBI's taxonomy places the organism in Eukaryota, Metazoa, Platyhelminthes, Cestoda, Cyclophyllidea, Hymenolepididae.